Endocarpon pusillum Z07020 is the source of this 1449-nucleotide messenger RNA. RefSeq lists its product as uncharacterized. The transcript has a single exon. NCBI's taxonomy places the organism in Eukaryota, Fungi, Ascomycota, Eurotiomycetes, Verrucariales, Verrucariaceae. Bases 1 to 1449 code for a protein of 482 amino acids. The record is from RefSeq and is a predicted model, not a curated record.
AUGGAGGUUAUCGAUGGGUUCACACAUGCCACUGGCCCUGCACGAGUAUACGGACCUGAUGCAGGCUCGUUCAACUCACGUAGCUGGGUUGAUUUCCCUCAACGUACCCGCAGCAAUUGGGCCUCCGGUCGACUGACGGCUCCGCCUCAUGGCGCAUUACUGUAUGCGCCUCACGGAAGCAACAAUGUCUCAACCACAUACUUUGAUGACCAAGCAUUGGACGCAGCCCGGAAUGACGAAGGUACUGUAAUUCGUGUAUUCGCAGGACCAGCUGUACGGGAGUCUGUCUGGGGAGAAGCAUGGGGCCUGUCUGCCAAUAUAUCCUGCAUGCCCACUCCACUGGAUCAUCUUCAGAUGAUAAGGAACGAUGCAUACAAUUCCUCUGUGAAUAUAUGCUCCACCGAGGAGGGUUGUGAGUUUCAGUGGCUCAACACCGACGAGGCGAACAGAAUAAAUGCAGCCCGGCUAAAUGGCCUGGAUGAGCAAAUAUUGGACAUCCCAGUAUGGUUAAAUGAGUCUCGUGAAAUUCAUUUGCAAAGAGGUCUUCAGUCUUAUUCACUGCUUGCAGCUGCUGAUGGUUGGUCGAUGAUAUCGACAGAGCGCUCUGAGAAGGCCACCACAAGUCCCUAUAACAACGUCAGCAACCACGAUGACUCGACGUUUGACCAUAUUGUGAGGGGUGCUCGGCCAGAAGAUGUCACUAAUUCAAUGUUCGAAGUGCUCCUUUGGCAAGCUGGAGCAUCUGGGGAGGGAAUAGUAGAUGACGAGAUUUUCAAAGAUUAUAGGCUCCACCCUUCACCUUUAGCAACAAUAAAAAAUGGAACCACAAAUCUUUUCAACAGUGGCGAUGCCAUCAAUUCUGGCGUCUUCCUCGGUUUUGGCGUUCAUUGCGAUAUCAAAUCUGCCGUUGGCACUGCAACUCUCGAUCCCGAUCAACGUACGUUUUUCAACUUCACGCGUGGGAAAGCAGCUCCCAGUAACGUGACAUUCCUAUUCCCUUUCAACGUCGCGCCUGUGCAGAUUCAGGCCAUGGCCUCUUUGGCUGGAAAUCAGUAUUCUGGAAAUGUCGAUAUGGCACUCACUCCACGAGAAGAGUCUGAUACGGAUUCGACUUUGACGGCAAUACACAAGGCCAUCGGCUCUACGAUGCGGCGAAGAGCCGAUGAUCAACCUGGGAUAGUUCUGUACUACCCGACGCUGUCCACCGAGAACGUGACUCUUGCUAUGUACAAACUCCUUGGUGAGAGCGUAAUAAGCUUGAUGGGAGAAGGUGGCGUGAACCCCCGGAGCAGCACAUCACUUUAUGCACUGGCGCCCUCCAGGUACCUCCGACCUGGUACUGUUCCCUGGCAAUUGGUCCUCGCGCUUUUGGCCCUAUGGGCCUUCUCGACUUCACUCGGCGCUCUUCUGGUGGUGAUCUGCAAGCCCACGAAAGGCAUGCCGCCUUGA